This is a messenger RNA of Ictalurus punctatus (channel catfish), 1342 nucleotides long. RefSeq names its product aldo-keto reductase family 7, member A3 (aflatoxin aldehyde reductase) (gene akr7a3). The record is from RefSeq and is a predicted model, not a curated record. The coding region runs from base 20 to 1111 and encodes 363 amino acids. The transcript is spliced from 7 exons. NCBI's taxonomy places the organism in Eukaryota, Metazoa, Chordata, Actinopteri, Siluriformes, Ictaluridae.
UUUACCCCCUGUUUACGACAUGACCGUAACGCGCUUUCCGAGUAUGUUGAAAGCAGUUAAUGCAGGUCGGUACGCGUUUCAGAAGGUAAGUGUCACUCUCAGAUGUUCACAUUCACGGCAAUUUGUCAACAUGUCGUGUCAAACCGCUCGCAAAGUCCCAGCCACGCUUCUAGGCUCCAUGGCGUUCGGGGGGCGCGCAGACGCGGACACGAGCGCCAAGAUGGUAAAGGCGUUUUUGGAGCGCGGGCACGAUGAGCUGGACACCGCGUUCAUGUACACUGACGGGAACGCGGAGACGAUCAUCGGGGCAAUGCAACUUCCUCAGACGGUUCGUGUGGCCACCAAAGCGAACCCCUGGGACGGUAAGACGCUGAAACCCGAGAGCGUGCGCUCUCAGCUGGAGACAUCGCUCAAGAGGCUGCGCGUUCAAAGCGUUAACAUCUUCUACUUGCACGCUCCAGACCAUGAGAACCCCGUUGAGGACACGCUGAGAACUUGCAAUGAGCUGCACAAAGAGGGAAAGUUUAAAGAGCUCGGCUUAUCAAACUACGCCUCGUGGGAAGUGGCCGAAAUCUACUGCAUCUGCAAACACAACAGCUGGGUCCUUCCUACCGUCUACCAGGGCAUGUACAACGCUACCACGCGACAAGUGGAGACGGAACUGCUGCCGUGUCUGCGAUACUUCGGCAUACGUUUCUACGCGUACAAUCCCCUGGCAGGAGGCCUGCUUACGGGGAAAUACCAUUAUGAGGAUAAAGACGGCGCUCAGCCUGCAGGACGCUUCUUUGGAAAUAAGUGGGCUGCUGUCUACAGAGACAGGUUUUGGAAAGAGAGCCAUUUCCACGCUAUAGACGGCGUCCUGAAGGCCCUCGAGGCAGCGUACGGUUCAGAGAAGCCGGGCUUAACCUCGGCCGCUAUACGCUGGAUGUAUCAUCACUCUCAGCUCAAGGCUGAGCUUGGAGACGCCGUGAUCGUCGGGAUGUCCACCAUGGAGCAGCUUCAGGAGAACUUGGCAGCAGCUGAAGAAGGUCCUCUAAAGCAGGAAGUGGUGGAUGCCUUCAAGCGCGGCUGGGAUUUAGUGGCUCACGAGUGUCCUAACUACUUCCGCUAGACGCGCGGCGGACUCGCACUCGCCUUUAAUUACAGCUGAAAAUGAAGGAGGAUCUACUAUAAUGUGAAUUUCCCCAGAAAUAUAUUGUACGAAGUUAUCACUUUGUUCAGACUUGCCCAGAAAUAACUUUGAUUCCAUCCAUGUUAAUAAUUCAAGCUAAACUUUGAAUUUUGGAUUUAGCACUUAUUUUUGAUAUUCUAACGAUAAAUAAAUAUCACUGAUGAACAUUCA